Phragmites australis (common reed) is the source of this 2482-nucleotide messenger RNA. Its product is annotated as plant intracellular Ras-group-related LRR protein 6. The transcript is spliced from 21 exons. NCBI's taxonomy places the organism in Eukaryota, Viridiplantae, Streptophyta, Magnoliopsida, Poales, Poaceae. Bases 289 to 1971 code for a protein of 560 amino acids. The record is from RefSeq and is a predicted model, not a curated record. Gene Ontology annotation, molecular function: protein binding.
CGGCUGUUACAGGCUGGAAGUGAAAUUAAACAAACUGGAAUCACUCAGGAUUAAUAAGGAUCAGAAGAGGGAGAGCGGUCGCUGCCCACCUCCAUUCCGUAACACCAAUGGCGAUCUGAAUGAACCUUCCAGAAACAUCUGGAAGCUUCAACGAGGCCCUUCGGAACUCAUGGACCGGAUCCUCAAGUCCGCCAGGGAGUCGGGCUCCCUCAACCUCUCCAAUCGCUCCCUCAGGGAGAUACCCAACGAGGUGUACAGCAACUUGGACACGGGCAGCCAGGGUGAGAAAUGGUGGGAGAUCACACGUGCAAUUUUCAGGGAGUAGACCUCCAGAAGCUCAUAUUGGCUCACAAUAAUCUGGAAGUGUUAAGAGAAGACCUUAAGAAUUUGUCUUCUCUUGUUGUAUUAAAUAUAAGUCACAAUAAGAUAUCUUCCCUUCCAGCAGCUAUCGGGGACCUUCCAUUGCUAAAAUCACUGGAUGCAUCAUUCAAUCAAAUAAACACUCUGCCCGAAGAGAUUGGCCUGGCAAGUGCUUUAGUCAAAGUUGAUCUCUCAAAUAAUUGCCUUACUGAGCUCCCAGCUAGCCUUGCCAAGUGCAUGGACUUGUCAGAACUCAAGGCAUCAAAUAACAACAUAUCCAAAAUACCAGAUGCACUUGCUGGUUGUUCCAAGUUAAGUAAAUUGGAUCUGGAGGGCAAUAAGCUUGUGAUGCUUUCAGAAAACAUGUUUGUGUCAUGGACCAUGCUUACAGAGAUGAAUGUUGCAAAAAAUCUGCUUACAACCAUCCCAGAUAGUAUUGGAGCACUUUCAAAACUAAUUCGCUUGGACCUGCAUCAGAACAAAAUAACUUCGAUUCCUCCUUCCAUAAAGGGCUGCUCUUCUCUAGCCGAGUUGUAUAUGGGAAAUAACUUGUUGUCUUCAAUACCAGCUGAUAUUGGCACAGUGUCAAAAUUAGGAAUACUUGAUCUUCACUCUAAUCAGCUAAAGGAGUAUCCUGUCGGAGCUUGCAACCUGAAACUAUCUUUCCUCAAUCUGUCGAAUAACUCAUUAUCUGGUCUACCACCUGAAUUAGGUAAAAUGACCACCCUAAGAAAGCUUCUGCUUACUGGAAAUCCUAUGAGGACACUUAGGAGUUCAUUAGUUUCUGGACCAACAACAACGUUGUUGAAGUAUCUGCGCAGUCGACUUUCAUCUGACGAGGAAGCAUCAGGAUCUGGAAGCACUCCAUCAAAAGAUGACCAAAUUGCUGCAGCAAGGCGAUUGUCCUUAUCUUCAAAGCUGCUGAUAAUCUCAUAUCAGGAGUUAGACUUGAGCGGUCUUGGUGUGACCAGUGUACCACCUGCGGCAUGGGAGACAAGUGAUGUGGUGAAACUUGAUCUUUCUAAAAAUUCUAUAGAAGAUCUGCCAAAUGAGUUGUCAUUAUGCUCAGCACUUCAAUCUUUGGUUUUGUCUAAUAACAAGAUAAAACGGUGGCCUCACACGGUGGUCUCCUCCCUUCCCAGUCUGUCUUCCCUAAAGCUGGACAAUAAUCCCUUGUCUGGGAUAUCAUCCACUGAUUUUGUGUCUCUGUCCAAACUUGAAGUACUCGAUUUAAGUGGCAAUGUGUCUGCACUUCCUGAACCUUCUGCAAUUUCUUCAUUACCACAGCUGCAGGAGCUCUACCUGAGACGAAUGAAACUCCAUGAAUUUCCUAGUGGUUUGUUGGGCUUAAAACAGCUGCGGAUUCUUGACCUGAGUCAGAAUAACCUUACAACUGUACCAGAGGGUAUCAAGGAUUUCACUGCUCUCAUUGAGCUUUAUCUGUCGGACAACAAUAUAACAGCGCUCCCAGCAGAGCUGGGAUUGCUUGAGCCUAACCUGCAAGUGUUGAAACUUGAUGGAAAUCCGCUAAGAAGCAUAAGACGAACUCUGUUGGAGCGAGGAACAAAAGCAAUUCUGAAGUACCUCAAAGAAAAAUUGCCCACUGAGUGAUGGCAUGAGAACAAAUUGUUGUGGGAGUCGUGCAAUAAUAUGUUUCUUGGUCACUAUCUUUCUUUUUACCCUUUGAAAUUUUCCUGUGUGAAUUUUGUGGAACCUGGAUCUUGUGUGAGAACGUGGGUGUCUCUUAUGUACGUUCUGAUUUGUGUGCGUUUGCAUCUUUCGCUCCGUAUGAUGCAUAUUGCCCACUUGCCUCAUCGAAAGGUAGCCUUUGGCAGAAUCCAGUAUCUGUCCACUCUUUAUGAAUCCACGGCACGAUAAGACGCAACAGACGAGUUGUUGAAGAUGAAUGGCGGACCGCGGACGAUAAGACGGCAUGAAUUCUGAAAGGUACACUUCAGAGUUGGUUCUCUAUCUUUCUAGAAAUUCAGAAAAAGUCAAAACGUUUUUCAGCUGUUAGACACCACAUUCGUAUGUAAGUUAUGUUGCUCUGGACUUGAACGACUCUGUUAUCUGUAUUGAAAUUGAAAUCAUGAUGCUUAUGGAUUCCUUUUUCUUCUCGUCA